Molecule: messenger RNA, 5299 nt
Organism: Amphimedon queenslandica
Lineage: Eukaryota; Metazoa; Porifera; Demospongiae; Haplosclerida; Niphatidae
Product: leucine-rich repeat serine/threonine-protein kinase 1-like
Exons: 4
Coding region: 45-5162 (1705 amino acids)
Cellular component (GO): cytoplasm
Molecular function (GO): protein binding
Source: RefSeq, a predicted model, not a curated record
UAGGCAUGGCCCAUUAAUUUUUUUGCAAAGUUAACACAAGAGGGAUGGCAGGCUUAGCAAAGGUUCUCAGCGGGCCGGGAUAUUUCGAUCUUCGCCCCUUGUGCGUUAAAGGAGACCUGAAGAAUAUCAAGGAAUACUGGAACCGCUUCAAUGACCAGUUGGAACAGAAAGGACCUGAGGGGGCUACUCCAUUACACGAGGCAGCAAGGAAUGGACACGUCGAAGUUGUGGCUUUCCUGUUAUCCAAAGGAGCUAAUAUAAAUGCAACAGCAAACGGAGCAGUGACCCCGCUUUAUUUAGCUAGCGAAGCUGGUCACAAAAACUGCCAGCUGUUCUUACUCAGUCAUCAAGCAUCAGCUAUUGACUGCUAUCAGACAAGAGAUGGUCCAUUUCUUCGAGUCAUGACUGGAGAGGACAAUGACAUACCAGCUAAUGAUAGAGAGGCUCUGCUACUAGAUGGCCUUAUGGUUGCUGCUAGACUCGAAUUACUCCACACAAUUGAGCAGCUGCUUCCCAAAGCAUUCUCCCUCCUUCCCCCAGUCAUCAAAGAAGCCGAAAAGCACAAGAAACACAAAUCGACGGCGUUACUAAAAAUAGCACACUCGGUUGUCACAGGAAACCUCGAGCUACUCAAGAAUUUAUAUAAUACUUCAUCAAAAUCAGGACUAGCGCAAGAGGUCAAAGCGGCAGCUCAGCAAGUCCCCACAGGGGCAGUUCUCAAGCUUGCAAAGGUCAUAUUUGAUCAUCGUAUUUAUCGUGAGCUACUGAUACACACUAGAGUCGGUAGGGGACUUGAAAUUGAUUGGAGUGGCCUUGACGUCUAUGAUGAUUGUGUUGAUGACUUAUAUGUCCUUCGGUGCAUAUCGUCAGUUAGAAGUUUAAGUCUUGCACGGAACGAGCUGACUUUUAUUGGGGACAGCUUUGGAGCACUAGAAAAUUUGAGAGUUCUGGAUUUAAGCUCCAACAGUAUAUCACAGAUAAGCUCUGCCUUGCUCCACCUCCCCUAUCUCUGGUCAUUAAAUCUCUCCAAUAACCAACUCUCAGCCCUUCCUUCCCUUGAACAUGGAGUAGAGCUAACCCAUCUCGACCUUAGCUCAAAUAAGUUCCAAAAAGUCCCAAACGUCAUCAAAAACCUCGACCAGCUCUCGUACCUCAACAUAAGCCACAACGGCAUAAAAUCUCUCCCUCUCUGGGUCUCCACGCUCGAUAAUCUUGAGGACUUACGAAUGGAAGGCCUUGAAAUAUCAGACCGGCAGCUGAAAGAGUGUUCUACUGAAGGGGCCAUGACAUACCUUCAGUCUCAGCUUGAUAACUCUCGGAAACUCUAUGAGAUGAAGAUGGUCGUUACUGGAGUCCCUGGAGCUGGAAAAACCUCGCUUGUGACUCAGUUACGAGACUCUCUUCCUAGUUCGUACGAGGCCACACCUCCCAAUAAAGGAGGCGUGUCUCUAAGUAACUGGCUAUAUAAGAAAUCAAGCGAGGGUAAGGAGUAUGAGUUUAUUAUUUGGGACGUAAAGUCGAACAGAGACAGACAUAGCAUGGAAGAGCUGCUCUACACUCCCUUUGCUCUUUAUCUGAUUGUAUUCAAUUUGAACGACCUCGCAAGUGACUUCCAUCUCCUGCAACAAAGACUUGAUGCCAUUUCUAAGCAUAGCCUACCAUCAUGUGUUCUCUUUGUGGGAACUCACUUGGACACAAUCACCGACCCUUUUAUUCCUGAGAAGGCAAAGUCACAACUAUCGGAUUUGAUUUCAGGAUAUUCGAAAAAGCUCAUUUUCGCUAGGCCCAUCAUCGAAACAGUUUCCCUAGCCACAGGGAACAUUCAAAACAUGGACAAAGUCCGUGAUGCAAUCUUUGACCUUUCGGGAAGACUACGAAACACCGACGGGCUCCCGUACAUGGGGAGGCGUGUCCUUCUCUCUGGGCUGGGCCUCAAGGGAGAAGUGGAGGAGUACAGUCGACAGGCUAGUCAGAACGCAAAGCCUCCGGUACUGACGUACGAGGAAAUAGAGAAACUUGUGAGUAACCUCAAAGACAACGAAGUCAGGAGUCACGACGAGCUUGAGACCAUAUCUCAGUUUUUAAAUCAAGUCGGUUGUCUGCUCAAGUACUCAGGGACUGGCUGUAAAAGCACUCUAUCUACUCCUGUCCCUUCCAUUGAGAUUACUAAUAAUUUACAAGACAGCUAUUACAUGGACCCGGACUGGCUGUACAGCAGAGCCCAGCUAGUCAUGGAUUACUGUCAUCCCAAGUACAACGGCAUAUUCCAUUACAAAGACAUUGAGGAGUACAUUUGUCGGAUUGAGGACACUCAAGACAGAGCAUCGAAUGGAGUUGUUCCUGUCCUACCUUUAAUGUCAGCACUUGUUCAUUUCGGGUUUAUAUCUGCGCUAAGAGACAUGUGGUUUGCUAAUCCUAACCUCUUUCAGCAGAAUCCACAGACACACCAGUCUCCUCCCUUUUCUUCUUCUUCUUCAUUCUCUCACAUACAGCAUUAUCUGUUUGAGCCUCCUCGUAGCUUCACGACGUCUCUCAUUUCUAUUAUUAAUAAUGUGGUUCCUUUGUCUGAUUUUACGACUGGGACUCGGGGGAGUCUCUCAAAUGAGGACACACUCUUUUGCUGGGAUAAAGGAGUAGGCUGGAGCAAUGAAGAUGAAAGAAUCCUUAUCACGGAAGAGAUAAAGGAAAUCAGGGAAGAAAGUAGAGAGAGUCGCUCUGUCAAACUAACCGUUAAAUACUCUUCUCUUCAUAGCCAUGCUCAGUGCUUAGAAAUGCUCAGCUCUUUAGUUGAAGAGCAUUUCCCUAAAGCUAAAGUCUCUUAUGUCUGCCCCACAUGUAUAGCUGGUCAGAGCAAUCAAAUGCAGUCUUUCACAUUGUCAGAAAUUAUAUCUGCUAUUGUCACACAGAGUGGUAGUAUUACCUGUCCUGAUAAUCAUUGUGUUCCAUUGGCAAUGGUUGUACCAUUCCUCUCUAUACAGCCAACCCAUUCAAUGACUGAGCUAAGAUCUGAUCUAUCUUCAAUGCAGUACUUUACUUCUGAGCAGUACAGACUCAUGUACAAAGCGACGUACAAAGGCCAGAACGUGCUUGUUUUUAAGUAUCACAGAUUGACUGAGACGACACUAAGAGAGCUAACAUCUAAAAGCCUCUCCCUUGGCAGGUACAAUACUCCUUGCUGCACUAGUCAAGAUGGACGCCUCCUUGCCUUGAGUCUUGACAGGUCCCAGGCACUCGUUGUCUGCAAGACUCCUCUACUGAGGGUCAGCCCCUCACAAAUGAAACUGCCAAAGAAGUUAGAGAUAUCAAAGCCAUUUGUACUGUAUCGUAUUGGACUAAUAAUAGCUAAAGCACUAUCACAGGUGGAGAGCAUCAGUGAUGAUGAAGGUGAAUUGCAGUUCUGGAGUUUAGAUGAGAAAUGUGUCACCAACUGUACACUAGCUCUCUCGGACACGACUCUUAGAAGAAACAUGACAAAUGCCACAGGAAACAGAGAAGAGCUUAUAGUCGGAAGUCUUGAUAAUCUCGAGAAAAACAAGUUAAACCUUUGGAGCCAGUACAUGACCAGUCUUGCCCAGAUUUCCUUAUCAGCCAGCCCGUUUUAUUUAUUAAAAAUUCUAAAAAGUGGCUCAAUAUUAAGCACUAGCUUAGACUCCAUGAUUCAUUUCAUGUCGCAGGUAAGUGUCCAGUUAAUAGGAGACACUCAGUCCAUCACUGGAUUGCAGUUACCGGUUCAGGCAUCAGGCAUGCCUUCUUUGUGUGGGUCUGCUAACGGAAUAGUUGCUGAUUUGUGGAUGGUAUCCCUUUACAAAGGGAAGGAAGAGCUACGUAUAAGUGUUUAUGAUAUUAUAAAUCAUGCACUUAAGAUUUUCAAAGUCAAAAGUCCACUACUUGAGGUCCUUGCUAUUGAAGUCUGCAACGAUAACGUGUGGGUCUCUACACAGCUCCCUGAUGAUGUUGGCUGCAUUUCUAUAUUCGACUCAAACACAAAGAAACUAGUCCACAACAUAAAGAUGAGUGGUAACGCCAUUACUUGCAUAGAGCGCGUAGGGGCUGAGGUUUGUUUGGGUACGAAGAUGGGAUUUCUAUUUAUUUUCCCUGUCAACGCCUCGGACGUGAAGAAAGGCUCGCCCAAACCGCGUCACAAGUUUAUUGCUGAGGGAGUCAUAACAGGACUGGCUAGCAUGGGGGAUCGACUGUUCAUAGCUAAUUCUGAUUGUAUUUACAUCUUUGAUCCGAAUUUGAUGAAGUUUGUGUCUUCGUUUCGUACUAAAAGCGAUGGAGGCGAUGCCAAGGAUAAUCAAAUCGGCCGUUUGUACGUUUCUCAAUGCGAACCAGUUCUAUACAGCGUCAGCACUGGAUCGACUGUAGUAAGGGUUUGGGAUAUUGCGGAGUCGAAGCAUUUGUACGACAUUAAGAUACAGAAUGAAGGGAAGCAAGGCAAUGGCGAGAGAUACAUCACUGCUCUUACAUCAUGCAUCGAUACAGUUUGGUUGGGAUUAUCAUCCGGUCAUAUUCUAGUAUAUCAUAACAGUGAGCUAGUCCUUAGCAUUCGUCCUUACUCUAGUCCUGUUUCUUUCUUAUCGAGGUUUGUUGACGGGCGUGGCUGCUCUGUGAUAAGUGGCGGUGAAGGGUUCUUAUCUCCAAUUCCCUCUUUUGAUAGCAAGUACGACAACGAAAGUCCCGUGCUUGUAUUAUGGAAAGUGUAUCCAAGGGAUACACUGGUUCGUUUGAGUGCGCUUGAAGAGAAUCGUGGACAAUAUCUGAACGAUUACACCUCUCUUUUGAGUUUGAUUGAAUCCAAUGAUUAUGAACUUACUAGUUUCGGUGACAUUGGAGAGUCUAGCAAUGCAAAGCAAGGCACUGUUGUUUUUGAGCCUUUUUCACCAGUUAAGCAGCUGAGUAGACCUGAUGAUGAUGAAAUACCGGUACAGCUCUCUAAUGGCAAACUAUUAUCAGUUCCAGCAGGGUCAAGCAUGACUUCUUUAUACGAGUCUGUACUAUCUCAAGCAAAGGAUUACGAUUUUGAUUCAUUGGCUUGUCAAAAUUUGAUUUAUUUUUAUCAGUCGUUUGAUACUCCGGUCAACCUUUCCACCGAUGACGAUUUGCUUUCUUAUCUAGAGAUUCCUGAUAGACCAGUUUUAAUGUUCAUCAGUGACAAAUGACUUCUUUUACUCUCUGUAUGUAUCUAUCUAUGUGAUUGUAUGUGUGUUUAUUUUUAAAUCAUCACCUUGUAUCUGUUAGUACACUCAUUAGUUUAUAUUUGAGUAAUCUUUUUGAUGUGGUUGCGUACAAAGUCAAA